Molecule: messenger RNA, 2396 nt
Organism: Hydractinia symbiolongicarpus
Lineage: Eukaryota; Metazoa; Cnidaria; Hydrozoa; Anthoathecata; Hydractiniidae
Product: HBS1-like protein
Exons: 22
Coding region: 121-2136 (671 amino acids)
Biological process (GO): translation
Molecular function (GO): GTP binding; GTPase activity
Source: RefSeq, a predicted model, not a curated record
GCCCGGUGCUAAAUGGAGUCGUAGCCGCUGCACUGCGCGCACCCCCACAAGACUGAUGAAAACAAAACAGGCUGGGGACCAGAAAUAGAUAGUUAAAGAUGUAGUAAAAAUAACAUAAAAAUGUCCAGGCAUAGAAAUAUUCGCAACCUUAGUUUGGAGGAUGAGUUAUCAGAAGAUGUGUAUGGUCGCUCACUUGAUGAUACAGAUCACUAUUGUGUAUCGCCAGGAACAGAGGCAGAGUUUAUGUACAGAAGAGAUAAAAGCCAUACCUUGUCUUCCUUUAUCGGAAAUGAUGCCAAAAUUGAAGAGGAAAAAGGAGAAUUUGAUCAAGAAGACUUUUAUGACAGUGUUGAUGUUGAAUAUAAAAGGCCUGUACUAGAUCCUCUUAACCAAGGAAAGCUACAAUCUUGUAUUGAACAUCUGGAGGAUAUCUUAGGUGACUCAAUCCAUGAAAAAACUAUUGUUGAAGCCAUUCUUGCACAUAACUUUGAUGUUGACAAAGCGCUGAACCAAAUCUUGAAUAAAGGCUCUUCUACUAGUCCUCCAAACCCUCCCAAAUCAACUUUUAAUACUGAAUAUUUUACUAGCAACAAAAGUUAUAUUGUGACGACUCCAAAAUUAGAGAAGUCAUCAAAAACACCCUCACCGUCAUUAAAAGAGAAAAAUCCAUUUAACAGAAAAACACCAAGCGAUGAUUUGAAGCCAUCCCUAAGCUUAACGACAAAGACUCCAUCCCGAACACAGACUAGUGAAGACUCACUUGAUGGAACUCCAACUAGUUCAAAGACUCCUAAAGCAUCCAAAAACAGAGAGGUUAUUGAUAUUUCAACGGAACUGAAAAAACGUCAAGAUGGAAGAGACCUGAUUAAUUUAAUUGUAAUUGGUCAUGUUGAUGCGGGUAAAUCAACUUUGAUGGGUCAUUUACUUUACAAUCUUGGCAAUGUUUCAAAGAAAGUCAUGCAUAAAAACGAAAUGGAAUCAAAAAAGUCUGGAAAAGGAUCAUUUGCAUACGCAUGGGUGUUGGACGAAACAGAAGAAGAAAGAACUAGAGGUAUUACGAUGGAUGUUGCUAUGACAAUGUUUGAAACGAAAACAAAGAUGGUAAGCUUAAUGGAUGCACCUGGACAUCGAGAUUUUAUACCCAAUAUGAUUCAAGGGACUGCACAGGCAGAUGUCGCAAUCCUUGUAGUCGAUUCAAGGCCUGGUGAGUUUGAAGCAGGCUUUGAAGCUGGUGGUCAAACGCGUGAACAUGCAAUCUUGGCAAGGUCGUUAGGUGUUGGCCAACUUGUAGUUGCUGUAAAUAAAAUGGACUCUAUCAGUUGGUCUAAAGAUCGUUAUGACGAUAUUGUGAUUCGUCUAAAAACUUUUCUCACGAAACAAGCUGGAUUCAGGGAAUCGGAUGUCUAUUAUAUACCAUGCAGUGGAUUAAGUGGUGAAAAUUUGACGGAAAGAUCAAACGAAGACAAGCUGAUAUCAUGGUAUAAGAAGGAUUGUUUGGUCGAGUUAAUAGAUCAGUUUCGCGCACCUGACCGUCCUAUAGAUAAACCAUUUCGAUUUUGUGUGGCCGAUGUAUACAAGGGUCAAGGUUCAUUCGUUGUUGCUGGUAAAGUGGAAUCAGGCAGUGUUCAAAAUGGCGAUAAAAUUAUGCUGAUGCCAGCUACUGAAUCUGGUAUUAUCAAAAGCUUAGCAACGCGAGACGAGCCUGUGAAAUUUGCAGCGGCUGGUGACCACAUAACUGCGUCCAUUCAUGGAGUAGAUAUGGCCCAUGUCAGCGUUGGAUGCAUCAUAUGCAGUGUGACGUCUCCAAUCAAAGUAACAACGCGAAUAGUUACACGUAUUGUGGUGUUCAACACUCAAGUUCCCAUCACAAAAGGUUUUAUGGUUGUCUUUCACUCACAAAAUUUAAGUGAACCAGCGACAGUUAGUAAGUUGGCAAGUAUCCUCAAUAAAAACAGUGGAGAGGUCAUACAGAAGAGACCAAGAUGUCUGACGAAACACAUGAAUGCUGUGAUUGAGAUCAAGUUCCCACGACCAAUUUGUGUGGAAUUGUAUCGUGACAACAAAGUCUUGGGACGUUUCAUGCUGAGGUAUUCUGGAAAUACAAUCGCUGCCGGUGUUAUUACCGAGGUGAAGUGAAAUGUAUGGUCGAAUAUUAGUUGACUUUGACAGCGUAGGAGUUGGGAAUGUGAUGCAGCUUUGUCGCCGACAGUCACCUUUAAUCCGACAGGUCAGGGGAAUUUACCGACAAAGUCACGUCGUUAGACGAUGAUGUUAAGGAUUUUGAUAAAGUACGAAGUAAUGAUUAUUAUAAGUGGGUGUAAAAGAUGGUUUUUAGUUUAUAGCAUUUGUAAGAACUCGUUAUUUUGAUGUCCAAGGAAAAAAAAGAACACGUGAAA